Harmonia axyridis is the source of this 1458-nucleotide messenger RNA. Its product is annotated as soluble calcium-activated nucleotidase 1. The transcript has 5 exons. Gene Ontology annotation, molecular function: UDP phosphatase activity; calcium ion binding; GDP phosphatase activity. Lineage: Eukaryota; Metazoa; Arthropoda; Insecta; Coleoptera; Coccinellidae. The coding region runs from base 191 to 1372 and encodes 393 amino acids. Gene Ontology annotation, biological process: proteoglycan biosynthetic process. The record is from RefSeq and is a predicted model, not a curated record.
AACUACUACGUGUCAAUUCGAAUAGGUUAAUGAAAAUUGAAUACUUAUUUCUUAUAUCAACAAAAAUGUUUAAAUCAUCGUAUGCUGAUAAAUGAUUUCAAAAUGAUAUGAUACUCAACAAACAGCCUCUUCUCAAGGUCCACUCAUACAGAAUGUGACCUUAUCUGAUAUCAUUAUUAAAAUUAUCUAAAUGGAGAAUAGGAUAUUAAUACACGAAUCGGAUCAAAUGAGUUCCCCAAGAGACUGGAGGAAGGCUUUGAAGAAACCUCCAGCAUAUAGAAUAAUAAAUCGGACCUUUGGUUUCAGAAAUAAGCAAUACUUUUACAAAAUGAUGUCAUACUUUGGAAUACUCUCCCUCAUUGGUUUACUUGUGGUAUAUUAUGUUCCUACCUGGAUCGGUCGUUCAAGCUCUAGUACAUACAAUAUUACUUAUCCCUUGACAGCCCCAGUACAGGCAAAUGAUGUAUACACAUAUAGAAUCGGUAUAAUUGCUGAUCUUGAUACUGAUUCGAAGCAUGAAAAAGACAAAAAUACAUGGUAUUCCCUCUUCAAGAAAGGCUACUUAAGUUAUGACACUAAGACACAAAAUAUUGUCAUAUCAUGGGAUUCAACAGGACCAAUUACUUUGAAGAACAGCUAUGCUCUCAAAGGUAGAGGCAUGGAACUUUCUGAACUUGUAGUAUAUGAUGGUAGAUUAUUAACAUUCGAUGAUAGAACCGGUAUUGUUUAUGAGAUUGUUGGAAAUAGUAUCAUUCCUUGGGUUUUAUUGAUGGAUGGAGAUGGAAAAAAUUCAAAGGGUUUCAAGACAGAAUGGGCAGCUGUAAAAGAUGAAAAGUUGUACCUUGGUUCCAUGGGUAAAGAAUGGACCACUGCCACUGGUGAAUUCCAAAAUUAUAACCCUAUGUGGGUCAAAGUUGUGGACAAAAAUGGGGCUGUUAGUCAUAUCAAUUGGGUAGACCCGUAUAAAAAUUUGCGAAAAGUACUUGGAAUAGAAUGGCCGGGAUAUAUGAUUCACGAGAGCGGAUUAUGGUCUGAUAUUCAUCAGAAGUGGUUCUUCUUACCUAGAAGAUGCAGUAAAGAUCCUUAUGAUGAAGUUGCAGAUGAACGAAGAGGCUGUUCAGUAUUAAUCAACGCAGAUUCCACCGUCUCAGUUAUACGUAUGGUUAAAAUUCCGAAUGAACACAUUACCAGAGGAUUCUCCAGUUUCAAAUUUCUGCCUAACACCAAUGACGAAGUAAUAGUUGCCUUAAGAACGGAAGAACUAGAAGGCAAAACAAGGACCUUUUUCACUAGUUUCACAAUACACGGUCAAGUACUCGUAGACGAUUUAUUUAUUGCAGACAAUAAAUACGAAGGAUUGGAAUUUAUUUAGUGUAAAUCUGUAAUUUCUUGGAGUGUAUGUUGUAAACUUGUUACCAAUGAAAAAAUAUUUUUUAAUUAAAGUAUUUUUUAUAUUAA